Myodes glareolus (Bank vole) is the source of this 2372-nucleotide messenger RNA. Lineage: Eukaryota; Metazoa; Chordata; Mammalia; Rodentia; Cricetidae. The record is from RefSeq and is a predicted model, not a curated record.
AAUUCAGAUCCACCUGCCUUUGCCUCUCAGUGCUGAGAUCAAUGGCAUGCACCACUAAGCCCAGCCUUUUUUAAUUUUCUGUUAAAAACUGGAUCUAUGAAGCCAUGGCUGACUGGAAAUUCACAGAGAUAUGCCUACCAUUGUCUCAGGAGGGAUAGGAUUAUAGCCACACCACAUGGCUCCUACUUCAACACACACCCCAAACAAAGGUAACACAAGACCAAGGAUGGUCCCUCCCAUUAGGAGGACUUCUCAAGACUCUCAAACUGUACUCCUUUCUUAAUUUUUCCUUUCAUUCUUUCUCUCUCUCUUUUUCUUUUUCCUUCCUCCUCCUCUUAAAAUAGUUAAGUGGUCUUCAGUAUUCUUUUUCUUUUUAACUUAUUGUACACACAUGAUUUUAGUGUUACCACCAAUCAAUCACCCAAUUUUCACAACAGCAGGUAGAACUGUAUAGAGGCCAAAUCCUCCAGACUGGCUCAGCCUCAUAAGUGCUCUGACUUCAGCCACCCCAACCCACAGUGUCCUUGUCUUGUCUGAGGCUUGAGACCAACCAGAGCAGCUCCACAGCAGGCCAGGCUACUCUCCAGACUCUCCAAGGUUUCCAGCUCCAGCUCCAAGCUCCCCCCAUGGUGGCGACGCUGAGCCUGGAGCCCGCGGGCCGCAGCUGCUGGGACGAACCACUGAGCAUCGCCGUGCGCGGCUUGUACCCCGAACAGCCCAUCACGCUGCGCGCCGCCCUGCGCGACGAGAAAGGCGUUCUCUUCCGCGCCCACGCGCGCUACUGCGCCGACUCCCACGGCGAGCUGGACUUGGCGCGCGCGCCCGCGCUGGGCGGCAGCUUCGCGGGGCUCGAGCCCAUGGGGCUGCUCUGGGCCAUGGAGCCCGAUCGGCCCUUCUGGCGCUUGAUCAAGCGCGACGUGCAGACGCCCUUCGUGGUGGAGCUGGAGGUGCUGGACGGCCACGAGCCCGACGGCGGGCGGCUGCUGGCGCGGGCGGUGCACGAGCGUCACUUCAUGGCUCCCGGGGUGCGGCGCGUGCCCGUGCGCGAGGGUCGUGUGCGCGCCACGCUUUUCCUGCCUCCAGAACCUGGGCCCUAUCCUGGGAUCGUGGAUCUUUUUGGAGUUGGAGGUGGCCUUCUGGAAUAUCGAGCAAGUCUGCUGGCUGGAAGGGGUUUUGCAGUCUUGGCUCUGGCUUAUUAUAACUACGAUGACCUCCCCAAGAGCAUGGAGGCCAUGCGCAUGGAGUACUUUGAAGAAGCUGUGGACUACCUGCUUAGUCACCCUGAGGUAAAAGGUCCAGGAAUUGGGAUUCUUGGGAUUUCCAAAGGGGGUGAACUUGGCCUUGCUAUGGCCUCCUUCCUGAAGGGCAUCAAAGCUGCUGUCUUCAUCAAUGGCUCUAUGGUCGCUGUUGGGAACACCAUAAGCUACAAGGAUGAGACUAUCCCUCCAGUGUCUCAUCUGAGAGAUCAAAUCAAAGUGACCAAAGAUGGCCUCUUGGAUGUUGUGGAAGGGCUUCAAAGCCCUUUGGUAGAGACGAAGAGCGUCAUCCCUGUGGAAAGGUCUGACACCACCUUCCUGUUCCUGGUGGGUCAGGAUGACCACAACUGGAAGAGCGAGUUCUAUGCCAAUGAGAUCUCCAAGCGCUUACAGGCCCAUGGGAAGGAGAAGCCCCAGGUCAUCCUCUACCCAGAAGCGGGGCACUAUAUUGAGCCCCCUUACUUCCCGCUGUACAAGGCUGGCAUGCACGUCCUGGUGGGUACUAAUAUCACCUUUGGAGGGGAGCCCAAGCCUCAUGCCAUGACCCAGGUGGAUGCGUGGCAGCAACUUCAGACUUUCUUCCACAAACACCUGGGUAGUAAGAAUUAGGGGGUUAUGAGCUGGAGAGAUGGCUCAGCCAUUAAAGGCUAGGCUCACAACAAAACUAAAAGAAUUAGGGGGUGACUCCUCAAAUAUUAUCCAUUGUCUGAUGGUUUGGCGGGGGGAAGUUCAAACACAUUGUAAAAACAUCAGUUAAGAUUACUUUAUCUAUGUGGUGGCGCACGCAUUUAAUCCCAGCACUCGGGAGGCAGAGGCAGGUGGAUCUUUGUGAGUUUGAGGCCAGCCUGGUCUACAAGAGCUAGUUCCAGGACAGGCUCCAAAGCGACAGAGAAACCCUGUCACAAAAAAAUAAAAAAAGAAUGAUUUUAUGUAAUCAGUGCUGAACAUAGGGCUUAUGCAAGGCUAGAAAUGUGGUUCAGUGGUAGAGUACAUGACUGUCUUGUGAAGUCUCCGGGUUCAAUCCCAAGUGCUGUAGGAAAAUAGACAAAUGUUUUAUGAAAACUGUACAUAUUCAAGAAAUUGUGCUCAGAAUAAAAAGAACACCAUGAAUAGUCA